AUGGCCAAGGAUACCUCCACCUCGUCCUCCAACCGGUUCAGUUUCAAUGGCCACACCGCCAACCUCACCAACUCAGGAAGCAACAAUAGCAAUAGCAACAAUGGCAUCCUUCCUUCAUACAGCAAUCCAGGGUCGAGGGACCGAUCCCCCGACCUAGAGUCAGCCUACAGCAGCAGCAACAGUAACAGCAAUAACAGAGCCAUCAAAAAGUCAAGGACACCCUCCCGGACACCCUCUCCACCACUCCUAUCAGAUCGAUUCUCACCAACACUUUUCACCAUUCCCUUUGCCCCACUCCUAAAACGCCGUCUGUUGUCCAAGAAGCCAUGUCUCCUUCUGGGUGCCUUGACAGUGGGUCUCCUACUCCCGAUCUGGAUCUUUACAACGGGAGUCAUCACCCUCGACUCCUUCAAUGAUGCCAUCCGGUACCUGCCCGGUUACCAUUAUUUCGCUAACAAUUUGCUCUACCUCGUCAUGUUCCUCCUCCUCGUCUCCUUCACCGUCCUCGCCACCCUUCCCAUCCUCCCCAUCUUCAUCCUUGGCCUGCCCUUCCAUCUUUUGAUCUUUUCUAUUUUCAACAAGUUGAUGAGCGACUGGUUGUGGUGGUGCGUUGGCUGUUACAUCGUCUUGUUCCUGGCUCCUGUCGGGUCAACUGUCCUUGCUCGGAUCAAGGCUACGGUUGCUCGACAUCAUGAUGGUGGUCGACGAGAGAUUCUUAUCCGACACAAGUACAAUCCAACAACAUCUUCCAACCCUUCUUACGUCAAGUACUCUCCUCUUCAUCCUAACGACACCACCAACCCUAACAGCAGCAGCGUCAUCAUCAACAACCUCAACAACAAGGAGGGUCAGGAUUCAGACCUGAUCUUUGACUCCUUCUCACCCACUUCAUCUUCUCGCUCGGGAUUAUUCGCCAUCGAAAGGAAAUUCGAGUAUGGCGUCCACCUCUUCAGCAAAUCCAACCGCACCUCGACUCGCUGGCGAUUGCUGCUCGCCAUCGCAUUCUGGCUUAGCUACGUGGUCCCCGUAACACUCAGGAACGAGGCUCGUGAUUUUGACCCCGCACGGGCAACCCCCUCCUUCGACAUUCAACACCCCGAAUGGCUUUGUCCAGUAUCGACAACCGACGAGAGCACGAGCGGCUUUGAGGGAGAACCUCGCCAGAGCAGCUUUGAGGGCUACUGGGAAGAAUAUCUCGAGUUCCAUAGGGAGAUGGUUCUACCCGAAUCCCAGGGUGGAGUUCCCGAAAGCGAGAAACGGUUCAUGAUCUUCCAGCCUAGUGAUGAUGGACUCGGAAACCGGUUGCAGGCGCUUUUGAGUUCUGUGGUCAUGGCCAUGGUGACUCGUCGUGCCAUUGUCCUUGACUGGCUUGCCAUGCCCCAAUGCAAUGCAAACUUCACAGACCUCUUCCAACAACCCGAAGGCCUCACUUGGGACCUCAACACUACCCUCCCCAACCACAAAACCCUCCCAUCUUACAAAACCAAACCUGAAAUUUGGUACCCAUACUGCCGGAACUGUGCCCUCCGUUCACCCAUCACCCCUGAAUCGACAUGGUCCAACCUUCUCUGUGAAGCCGACCUGGGUCUCAACACCACCACGCCCAUCGUCCAGAUCUUUAGUACACAAUGGUUCCUCCCAGUCAUUCAACAUAACCCGCAUUGGAAACGGGAACUGUGUCAUAUGUUCCCUGGGGGUGGGAAGAAUGCGUUCCAAGUGUUGGCGAGGAAGCUGUUGAAACCUUCGAGAGUUGUGCAGGACAAGAUUGAUAGUGUGAUGGAGAGAGUCCCGGAGGGGGUGACGUUGAUUGGGUUGCAGGUAAGGAGGACGGAGAAUAAUGCAGUCGGACAGGGGAUUGAGGAUUCGUUCUUGAGUUGUGCGGCCGAUGUUGUUCAGGAGGUAGAGGUAGAGGAGGAGGAGGAGUCGAGGUUGGCUGCUGGCAGCAAGAUGGCUACUAUCGACAGGCGGCAAGCUUCUCCAAACGGGAGGACACUGGGCGAUCAGGAAGAAGAAUCAUCACACUCACCGUCAAUUGUCCAGAGAGGCCACUACCUCGGACAGGACAUCGACCUUGAUCUGGAUCUCACCGACAACCGCAACAUCAACGACGUCCAGACAGGAGGAUCAAAAAAGACCUCGAGACGAUUCGCAUACUACCUCGCCACAGACUACCGCCCAACCCGCGCCCAUUUCCAGAAAGCCCUCGGCGACCAACUCCUUGUCCUCGAAAACACCUUUCAAUCCACAAAACCACCCGUCUCCCCCCUCGUCCUCUCCGGCACCAACGACGAAGGCGACUCCCUCGACAUCUCCCCUCCCGAAUCUUCAUCCAUCGACGACAACGAAACCAACCCAUCCUCCCCAGCAUCCUCUUCACCAUCCUCUUCCUCCUCCUCCUCACAAUCAGAAGCCGUCGUCCGGAACUCAGUCCAAGGCGUCCAAAUAGCAGUCGCAGAGAUGUUCCUCCUCGCCCAAGCCGACCGGAUCAUCUCAUCCCCUUACUCAACUUUCGGAUAUUUCGCCCACGGAUAUGCAAACGUCCAACCCAACAUUGUCAAACGCGAUGGCACCUGUAUCAAGCGUCGAUCGACUCAACCCUGCUUCCAGUACUGGUUCGGGUUUGCGAAUGGAGGUGCCAAGUGUAAUAUCCGGUCAACGAUUGAGAUGAGUGAGGAUUAUGAUUGCUGGCUGUAA
Linnemannia hyalina is the source of this 2694-nucleotide messenger RNA. NCBI's taxonomy places the organism in Eukaryota, Fungi, Mortierellomycota, Mortierellomycetes, Mortierellales, Mortierellaceae. The record is from the annotation of a GenBank genome assembly.